UACCAAACUGACCAACUGGGAAGUCAAAAAAUAUAAACAAAUCGGAGAGAGAAAAAGAAGUACACUCUCAACUCACGAUUCAGACAGAUAGAUUCCAUCCCUUCACCAGAUCUGUUAUUGCUGACUUCGAUUUUAAAAUCCAAAUUCUCAAAUAUCAAUUCUGGAAGAUCAAGGGAAGAUCAUCGAAGAGGAGGAGGAAGAGGAAGAGGAAGAGGAGGCAGCUGUUCCCCAACAAUCGGCCAUGGCAGUGCCGGUAGUGAGGUUCCCGAUCUUCUUGCUCGUCAGGAUCAUCGGGCUCGUUGUAAUGUCGCUGGUCCUGACGUGGACCGUGCACUACAGAGGAGGCUUGGCUCUCAUCUCCGACAACAAAGAUCUCAUCUUUAAUGUGCAUCCUGUUUUAAUGGUGCUUAGCUUUGUACUUCUAAAUGGUGAAGCAAUGCUGGCUUACAAGACAGUCUCGGGAACAAAGAACUACAAAAAAUUAGUCCAUCUCGCUCUGCAAUUCCUGGCUUUCUUUUUGGGUCUGAUCGGUGUAUGGGCUGCUUUGAAGUUUCACAACGACAAGGGCAUUGACAACUUUUACAGCCUCCACUCGUGGUUGGGUCUAGCUUGUCUCUUUUUGUUUGGCAUUCAGUGGGCUGCGGGUUUUUCAACCUUCUGGUAUCCAGGCGGUUCAAGGAACAGCAGAGCUAGUCUCCUACCAUGGCAUGUCUUUUUCGGGGUUUAUAUCUAUGCCCUAGCAGUUGCUACUUGCACAACGGGGAUAUUAGAGAAGGCGACGUUUCUUCAAACCAACCAUGUUAUAUCGCGCUAUUCCACCGAGGCGUUGUUGGUGAAUUCUAUGGGUGUGUUGAUUGUUGUCUUGUGCGGUUUGGUCAUUCUUGCUGUUGUCUCACCUGUAAGUGGAAAAGGUGACAUUAUGAGAGACUAGGUGCAAGUUGGUGUUGGUUUUGGUGUUUUACUUAUGCAAGACAUGCAUUGAAAAGGAUAUAGACAAAAUGACUUUCCCAUAAAUCAAAGAUAUAGAUGUAGCAUACAUUUGUGGCAUGCAAUAAAUUUUUUUCAUACAUUUAUUGAA
This is a messenger RNA of Ipomoea triloba (trilobed morning glory), 1078 nucleotides long. RefSeq names its product probable transmembrane ascorbate ferrireductase 2. Gene Ontology annotation, molecular function: oxidoreductase activity. The coding region runs from base 242 to 931 and encodes 229 amino acids. The transcript is spliced from 4 exons. NCBI's taxonomy places the organism in Eukaryota, Viridiplantae, Streptophyta, Magnoliopsida, Solanales, Convolvulaceae. The record is from RefSeq and is a predicted model, not a curated record.